GCGCCGCCAUUGUUUGACAGGUCUCGUUGCUAACCGGAGGCUUUCCUGGUUACCCACUCAACAAGAACAACCGAGGGAAGCCCCCAAGUUUCGUCUCGGAUUUUAGGACGUGUUUCAGCGGCUCAGCGGGCCUGAAGGAGGACGGACGUCGACGCUAGAGCCCGGCUCAAAGAUGAAGCCAAGCCACUGCAGCGUCGCGUUUUCCAGAGUGAGGUGGCAUGGUGCUUGAGAGAAUCAGUUCUAUGACUGCAACAACACAGAUUUGCAACAAGACCGGAGAAGCUGAGAUCACACACAAUGGCGCUGCAUAUCUAGGAUGUACAAAGAAUACAGAUCAACCCGAGUCGCAGGACUCAACGCUCUGCCCUUUGAUCCAGCAUCCAACAACGACCCUCUCCAUUUCAACGGUUCCAGUGGGCAACUGGUGACAGAGUGUCCUCCUCUGGAGAACACUGCUGAGAAUAGCAAGAAGAGGAAGAGAGCCAGCCUGCCUCCAGAAGGGAUCUGUAACAUGACAAUGGACUCUAACUCCAUGACAAUGCCCAUGUCAGACCCCAACGCCUGGGCAACAGCCAUGAACAACCUGGGGAUGCCUCCUAUUGGAAUGACAGGCCAGCAACUCAUGCCAGAUUUUGAUCCCAACCUUGGAAUGAUGGCUGGAAUUACCCCCCUGAAUCCUAUGAUGCCUGGUCUUGGUAUGGUGCCCGCACCACUCUCUCAGGAUGUGCCACUUGUCAAGGAGAUCAUACACUGCAAGAGCUGCACCCUGUUCCCCCCCAACCCCAACCUUCCCCCUCCGGCCACGAGAGACCGUCCCCCGGGGUGUAAGACGGUGUUUGUCGGUGGGCUGCCCGAGAACGCCACAGAGCAGCUCAUCAUGGAGGUCUUUGGACAAUGUGGUGACAUCACCGCCAUACGCAAAAGCAAGAAAAACUUCUGCCAUAUCAGAUUUGCUGAAGAGUUUACUGUGGACAAAGCUCUCUUCCUGUCCGGUUACCGUGUACGCUUGGGCUCCAGCACAGACAAAAAAGACACCGGCCGUCUCCACGUGGACUUUGCACAGGCCAGAGACGACCUCUAUGAGUGGGAGUGUCGUCAGCGCAUGUUGGCCAGAGAGGAGAGGCACCGGCGCAAGAUGGAGGAGGAUCGCCUCCGGCCGCCAUCCCCUCCUCCAAUUGUACACUACUCCGAGCACGAGUGCAGCCAGCUGGGAGACAAGAUCAAAGACGACGGCAAGUUUCCUGAAGCAGUGCGAGUUCUCCUGACCUGGUUGGAACGAGGUGAAGUCAACCGCAGGAAUGCCAAUAACUUCUACUCCAUGAUCCAGUCCUCCAACGGCCACAUCCGCCGGCUGACGGGCGAGAAGAGUCAGCACGAAAAGGAGAUGGAAGAGGCCAAAGACAAGUUCAAGACCGCUCUGUCCGGCAUAGUGGUUCAAUUUGAACAGAUUGUGUCUGUAUUCCAAGCUGCUUCCAAACAAAAGGCAUGGGACCAUUUCUCCAAAGCUCAGCGCAAGAACCUGGACAUGUGGCGCAAACAAGCAGAGGAGAUUAGAAACAUGCACAACGAGCAGCUGAUGGGCAUCAGGCGAGAGGAGGAGAUGGAGAUGUCUGAUGAUGACAUGGAGGAUGCCCCAGACAGCAAGGACUCUGAGGACUCAGGUGUUUCCCAAGCAGAGGCCUUAAAGGAGGAGAAUGACUCCCUGCGCUGCCAGCUGGACGCCUACAGGAACGAGGUGGAGCUGCUCAAACAGGAACAGGGCAAGAACCAACCAAUCAGGAGUGAGGAGGACAACACACACUCUCAGCAACUCAGCUUCCUACAGCAAGCUCUGCAAGGCAUGCAGAAGCAACUGUUAAAAAUGAGGGAAGAAUUAAAACUGCGAGAGGCAGAGCUGGAGAAGAGUUUGGAAGACAAACAGCAGCUGAAGAACCAAGUCUUGAACCUGAAGGAAGGACUCCAAAACCUGCAAAACACUCACGCAAUCCAGCUGGAGAUGUCAAAGCAAGAUGACAGAGGCGGUGAGGAGAGUGCUAAUCAAACCAGUGAAGCCGCAGUUUCCACAGUGGUGUCCUGCAGUCAGGAGAAGGAAGGUCCUACAGAGAAGAAUCCACCGAGUCCCGUCCACUCCGAGAGAGAAGCUCUGCUAGUUGGGAUCAUUUCGACGUUCCUACACGUCCACCCGUUUGGAGCCAGCAUAGAGUACAUCUGUUCCUACCUGCAGCGUUUGGACACCAAGAUUAACCCCGGUGAGGUGGAGGCUCUUCUGUCUCGGCUGCCCUGUACCUUCAGACAGGAGCUGACUGGUGUCGGAGCCAGUCUGGAGAAACGCUGGAACUUCUGCGGCUUUCAAGGCAUAAAGAGCACAUAGACACUGCUGGGACAUGGAAGAGACGACAGACAGAAGAGGCAACGCAGGGACACUGUAGAGAUGUGAAAUACACAGUAUGAAGCCCAAAUAUCAAAGACUGUGGACUGUACCUGACUGUACAAGGACACAGAGACUGAGCACAGAUCUCAGAUCAAGAAGGAAUGUAACAUGAGCAUUUCAGGGACUCUGUGUAGGUGGCAGAGACGUAAAAAAAACACAACAUUUCCAUAGUUACAGGAAUGUUGACACCAAACCAUGGUGACAAAGUCUUCAUGAGCUUGAACUCUCCGUUCUUCAGUGUCUGCAAAAUAUUUUUAGACAUAACGACUCUCUGGGAGUCACAGAGGAGCACCGAUUCCUACAGUCACUGGAUUAUUAUGUAGUUAUCGCCCACAUGGGCAGGGCAUUGAGCUUUUAGAGCCGGCAGUUGGCUCUGUAUGGUGUCAGUGUGGGCCAGGACUACAGGGCUAACCAGGAGGCUUAUCAGGGUCUAACUGAACACUUUAAACCUCCGAACCCUUUGGCCUUCCUCUCUUCUCUUUUUGCUGUUCCUGGUUUGUAUCAUAGAUCAAAAAUGGAUAUAUUUCUUCAUUUUCUGUAAAGGCUGUUAACAGUUGCAUAGAAUCACUUGUUGUAAUACACUGUAAAUGCUUGGAUGAUAUUUUUGAUUAUAAAAAGACGUUUUGAGUAUAUAACAAA
Messenger RNA from Dicentrarchus labrax (European seabass), 3070 nucleotides. Its product is annotated as ecto-NOX disulfide-thiol exchanger 2. Gene Ontology annotation, biological process: ultradian rhythm. Gene Ontology annotation, molecular function: RNA binding; protein-disulfide reductase activity. Gene Ontology annotation, cellular component: plasma membrane; external side of plasma membrane. NCBI's taxonomy places the organism in Eukaryota, Metazoa, Chordata, Actinopteri, Moronidae. Bases 317 to 2371 code for a protein of 684 amino acids. The record is from RefSeq and is a predicted model, not a curated record. The transcript is spliced from 17 exons.